Messenger RNA from Athene cunicularia (burrowing owl), 487 nucleotides. It is a transcript of the gene RPL26L1, whose product is annotated as ribosomal protein L26 like 1. The record is from RefSeq and is a predicted model, not a curated record. Gene Ontology annotation, molecular function: RNA binding; structural constituent of ribosome. Gene Ontology annotation, cellular component: cytosolic large ribosomal subunit; ribosome. Gene Ontology annotation, biological process: cytoplasmic translation; ribosomal large subunit biogenesis. NCBI's taxonomy places the organism in Eukaryota, Metazoa, Chordata, Aves, Strigiformes, Strigidae. Bases 6 to 443 code for a protein of 145 amino acids. The transcript has 3 exons.
CCAAAAUGAAGUUUAAUCCGUUUGUGACCUCAGACCGCAGCAAGAACCGCAAACGACACUUCAAUGCACCUUCUCACAUUAGAAGAAAAAUAAUGUCCUCCCCGCUCUCCAAGGAGUUGCGGCAGAAAUACAAUGUCCGCUCUAUGCCCAUUCGAAAGGAUGAUGAAGUCCAGGUGGUCCGGGGACACUACAAAGGACAGCAGAUCGGCAAGGUGGUCCAGGUGUACAGAAAAAAAUAUGUCAUCUACAUUGAACGUGUUCAGCGUGAGAAGGCUAAUGGCACAACUGUCCACGUGGGGAUCCAUCCCAGCAAGGUGGUGAUCACUAGGCUAAAACUGGACAAAGAUCGUAAAAAGAUCUUGGAGCGUAAAGCAAAAUCUCGACAGGUUGGCAAGGAGAAGGGCAAAUACAAGGAAGAAACAAUCGAAAAGAUGCAAGAAUAGAUGUUUUCCUAUCUGACACCAUUAAAGAACUGCUAAAAUUAAAC